Messenger RNA from Rhipicephalus sanguineus (brown dog tick), 2185 nucleotides. RefSeq names its product acetylcholinesterase. The coding region runs from base 244 to 1854 and encodes 536 amino acids. The transcript is spliced from 4 exons. Gene Ontology annotation, cellular component: plasma membrane. The record is from RefSeq and is a predicted model, not a curated record. NCBI's taxonomy places the organism in Eukaryota, Metazoa, Arthropoda, Arachnida, Ixodida, Ixodidae. Gene Ontology annotation, biological process: acetylcholine catabolic process; choline metabolic process. Gene Ontology annotation, molecular function: acetylcholinesterase activity.
GUGGGGCUCUUGCUCGUUACACGCUAUAAAUACACGGCCAUUGUCAUAUACUCCUUGAGAAGCUACAUCGUCAAGCAUUUGGAGCAAGUGUGCCUUCUGCCCAGGUGGUCACUCCUGCCCAACGGUAAACGCUGUAGUGACACUGCUUUCGUCGCAAGCACCGCCCCUUUGCCACAGCAUUUCAAGCAGGGCUGCAAAACCAUAACAAGGUUUGAAGUGGACGCGACGAUUGGUGUCCCGGUCAUGACGGCAGUGGCCGCUCUCGUGUUCCUUUUGGCCUUGGCCUCACGUGCCGCGGCCUUCGACGUGGAGACAGUCACUAGUCUGGGCAUUGUUGGCGGAAGCCGUUUCGACGUGCUGGACCGUACAUUGGAGGUGUAUCGCGGGAUUCCGUACGCGCAACCACCGCUGGGACCGCUACGCUUUCGUCCACCGGAACCUCUGCAAAGUUGGGAGGGCAUAGUGGACGCCACGAACAGGAAGAUUGGCUGCGCACAAACCCUCUUUAAUGAGGUCCUGACAACCGGCGUGGAGUUGACCGAGGACUGCCUACACCUGAACAUAUGGGCCCCUGCGGAACGCGGUCAGCUGCCUGUUCCUGUUCUCGUUUCUUUUCACGGUGGCGGCUUUUCGUACGGCUCGGCCAACACCGAUGUUUUCGACGGCGCCGCCUUGGCCGCCAAGACUGGAUUGGUCGUCGUCGCCCCUAACUACAGGCUCGACAUUCUGGGGUUCCUGGACGCAAACUCCACAGAGGCACCCGGGAACGUGGGGCUGAUGGACCAGAACAUGGCCCUGAAGUGGGUACGGGAUCACAUCCACCACUUCGGGGGUGACCCUUCGCAAGUGACCAUCUUCGGCAUCAGCGCGGGAGGCAUGAGCGCCCAUUCUCACGUGCUUUCGCCGAUGAGCAGGGGCCUCUACAAAAGGGCUUGCCUGAUGAGCGGCACGCUGAACAGUCCAGAUUUUGUCGAGCAUGUAAACGACAGCAUAAGCAAAGGCAACAUUGUGGCACGGGUCGUCGGCUGCGCCGAUGAUACCACCACGUUGGCCUCAAAUCCGGAAUCGGUGGUGGCGUGCCUGCGAACCAAAACUACCAACGAACUCUUGCAGGCCGCAGCCGAAAGCUUCAAGACCAAGAUAUUCACAUUUCUCCCGACAUACCCGAACCAAUUCAUGCCCAAAGAACCUGCUGUAGCAGUGAAAGAAGGAUCGUUCAACCAGGCCGAUCUUAUUGUCGGAGUGACCACGGACGAAGGAGCGGUGGCACUGCUGUACCCUCCCAGGCAGGAACUGUGGGGGGAGAUGAUCGAAGUUAUGGACGACGAGUUCUUGAACAAAUCUCUGCGCGAGAUUACCUUCACCUGGUUGAAAGGAAACUCCACGUACAACCUCGAAGCUUACACGGCCGAGGCGCGAGACAAAAUUUCCCUGAGACGCGCAUACGUAGAUUUCAUAUCAGACCGGACCUUUGUCUGCCCGAUGCACUACACGGCCGAGGGUCAUUCUGAAGGCGGCCAACCUGUGCACUCCCUCGUCUUUUCGUACCGGUCAGCAAAGAGUCCCUUGCCAGCGUGGAUGGGCGCUCCACACGGAGAAGACGUCAGCUACCUAUACGGGGCUCCGCUCGUUCAUCCGGAAAAAUACGACGCCCGGGACGCCUCCAUGUCCGAGGCAUUAAUGAAUGUGCUGUCGACGUUUGCACGUACAGGGAUGCCUCAGCUACCGGAGGAGAAGCUGUGGCCGACGUACACCAAGCAUAACCCAAUUUCCGUGCUAUUCGACAAAGACAAUAUUGCUGUCGUCACUGGUUUCCGCAGACAGUUUUGCGAUGCGUGGAGGACAAAUGAGUAAUCUUUUUGAAUGUGCUUCAUGAUUAAUCAUCAGCGUAUUAAUUAUUUUUCCCACUGGGGCCAAACAAGACAUCAGUGUUGGUUGACAAAUCGUGCCUCGUGCACACAUAUAAAGUAAAACAACUUAUGUUCGUCUUCAACUAAGGCAAAAAUAAUUUUUUAUAUUAUUAAGGUGACUGUGACCAUAUAUAGUAUGGUAAUCUUCAUGAAGAGUGUACUUCGUAUUCUGGAGCGUCACCGACGUUGCGACCAAACUCAUCAACGCCCCUGGCCCGGCCUGAGCCUAGGCCUCAAUCCGCUGAUUUGUUCAAUAAAAUUGUUUCACUGACUCA